Messenger RNA from Tarenaya hassleriana, 1989 nucleotides. Its product is annotated as light-mediated development protein DET1. NCBI's taxonomy places the organism in Eukaryota, Viridiplantae, Streptophyta, Magnoliopsida, Brassicales, Cleomaceae. The record is from RefSeq and is a predicted model, not a curated record. The transcript has 10 exons. Gene Ontology annotation, molecular function: ubiquitin protein ligase binding; ubiquitin-like ligase-substrate adaptor activity. Gene Ontology annotation, biological process: positive regulation of proteasomal ubiquitin-dependent protein catabolic process; carbohydrate metabolic process; protein ubiquitination. Gene Ontology annotation, cellular component: cullin-RING ubiquitin ligase complex; nucleus. Bases 161 to 1792 code for a protein of 543 amino acids.
CUUUUUUACGGUCAGGGGAUGGAAUGGGGACACGUCGUGAGAGACGGCCCAUGUUCGCCUUCGAUCGCUUGAGAAACCCAAACCCAAAAACCGUCAGGACUGCCGAACACUCUAAUCUCUCCAGUCGUCUCCUCCGCAACGGUCGCCAUUUUUCCCGGUGAUGUUUACUGGCGGUAAUGUCACCGCUAGGGUUUUCGAGCGUCAGAUUCGGUCUCCUCCUCCCGGUGCCUCUGUGAAUUGCGCGAGACGCUUCUACGAAAACUUAGUCCCGAGCUUCACCCUAUACGACGUUGAAAGCCCCGACCACUCCUUUCGCAAGUUCACCGACGACGGUCUCUUCCUCAUCAGCUUCAGCCGCAACCACCAGGAACUCGUCGUCUACCGCCCUUCUUGGCUCUCCUACUCCUGCUCUAAUGGCGACCACUCCUCCUCCUCCUCCUCCGACAACCUCCCCCGCCGUGCCUCCAGGUUCGACAGCUUCUUCACCCAGCUCUACUCAGUCUCCCUCGCCUCCGCCAACGAGCUCAUUUGCAAAGACUUCUUUCUCUACCUUCAGUCACAUCACUUCGGCCUCUUCGCUACCUCCACUGCUCAGAUCCACGACUCCGCUCCUUCCCCAGGUGCUGUUACCGGCGUUCCCUCCAUCGACAAGAUCACUUUCACCCUUCUCCGUUUGGACGAUGGCGUGAUCCUCGACGAGAGGGUUUUCCUGCAUGACUUCGUCAACUUAGCUCAUAACAUGGGCGUCUUUCUCUACGAUGAUCUUCUAACGAUUCUGUCCCUGCGGUUCCAGAGAAUUCACGUGUUGCAAAUUAGGGAUUCUGGUAAUCUCGUCGAUGUUCGUGCUAUUGGGUAUUUCUGCCGUGAGGACGAUGAGCUCUUCAUUGAUUCAAAUUCUCAGGGAAUGACGACUCGGGAUAAGAACAAACUACAAACCAUACCUGGAAACAGUGGAGACCAUUCUGAGAAUGGCUUGCACGAAACCCAGCCAAAUGCUGAGAAUUCGUCGUUUCUCAGUGGCAUUAAGCAACGGCUACUCUCAUUCAUUUUCAGAGAGAUUUGGAACGAGCAAUCCGAUAAGACGCUGAGGGUUCAAUGCCUGAAGAAGAAGUUCUAUUUCCAUUUCCAGGACUAUGUCAAUUUGAUUAUUUGGAAGGUGCAAUUCUUGGAUCGUCAUCACUUGCUAAUCAAAUUUGGCAGCGUAGAUGGAGGGGUAGCAAGAAAUGCUGAUCAUCAUCCGGCAUUUUUCGCCGUGUAUAAUAUGGAGACAACCAACAUUGUUGCAUUCUAUCAGAACUCAGCGGAGGAACUUUACCAAUUGUUUGAGCAGUUCAGUGAUCACUUCAUGGUAUCAAGUAGUUUGCCAUAUAUGAACUUCAUAACAUCACACUCAAACAACGUACAUGCUCUUGAACAGCUCAAGUACUUGAAGAACAAAACAAGCAGUUUUUCACAGUUUGUGAAGAAGAUGUUGGUGUCAUUGCCUUUCAGUUGCCAGUCACAGAGUCCUUCCCCGUACUUUGACCAAUCUCUCUUCCGGUUUGAUGAAAAGUUAAUCUCAGCAGCAGACAGGCACAGGCAGUCAACAGACCACCCGAUCAAGUUCAUAUCGAGAAGACAACCACAAACACUGAAGUUCAAGAUAAAACCAGGGCCGGAGUGCGGAAGCACAGAUGGUAGGAACAAGAAGAUAUGCUCUUUCCUGUUCCACCCGCAUCUGCCACUGGCCAUUUCAGUUCAGCAGACACUCUUCAUGCCCCCUUCCGUAGUCAACAUCCACUUUCGGCGUUGACUCUCGCAGCGAUUGUAUGAUUUCUGUACACGUUAUGUAACUUGUAGAGAGGGUAACAAAAGAAAAAACAAACAUUUGUAAUAAUAGGAUGAUUUAGUUUCAUCACACGAGAGAGUGUAAAGAGAGGUUCCAUUGGUCAAUACUCUGAUUUGCCCUGGAACUUGUAUGGAGUUGAGUUAGUUUCAUAUCAUUUUGCA